Molecule: messenger RNA, 3777 nt
Organism: Vicugna pacos (alpaca)
Lineage: Eukaryota; Metazoa; Chordata; Mammalia; Artiodactyla; Camelidae
Gene: DVL3
Product: dishevelled segment polarity protein 3
Biological process (GO): canonical Wnt signaling pathway; intracellular signal transduction
Cellular component (GO): cytosol
Molecular function (GO): frizzled binding
Source: RefSeq, a predicted model, not a curated record
AGAUCAUCUACCACCUGGACGGGCAGGAGACGCCGUACCUGGUGAAGCUGCCCCUGCCCGCGGAGCGCGUCACCUUGGCGGACUUUAAGGGCGUUCUGCAGCGACCCAGCUAUAAGUUCUUCUUCAAGUCUAUGGACGACGAUUUCGGAGUGGUAAAGGAGGAGAUCUCGGAUGACAACGCCAAGCUUCCCUGCUUCAAUGGCCGGGUGGUGUCCUGGCUGGUGUCGGCUGAGGGCUCACACCCAGAUCCAGCUCCCUUCUGUGCUGACAACCCAUCAGAACUGCCACCACCCAUGGAGCGCACGGGAGGCAUUGGGGACUCCCGGCCCCCAUCCUUCCACCCUCAUGCUGGUGGGGGCAGCCAGGAGAACCUGGACAAUGACACAGAGACCGACUCCCUGGUGUCUGCCCAGCGGGAGCGGCCACGCCGGAGGGAUGGCCCUGAGCACACAACUCGGCUAAAUGGAACUGCAAAGGGGGAGCGGCGGCGAGAGCCAGGGGGUUAUGAUAGCUCAUCCACCCUUAUGAGCAGCGAGUUGGAGACCACCAGCUUCUUUGAUUCGGAUGAGGAUGACUCCACCAGCAGGUUCAGCAGCUCCACAGAGCAGAGCAGCGCCUCACGCCUGAUGAGAAGACACAAGCGGCGGCGGCGGAAGCAGAAGGUUUCGAGGAUUGAGCGGUCCUCGUCCUUCAGCAGCAUCACGGACUCCACCAUGUCACUCAACAUCAUCACAGUCACUCUCAACAUGGAAAAGUAUAACUUCUUGGGCAUCUCCAUUGUGGGCCAAAGCAACGAGCGUGGUGACGGAGGCAUCUACAUUGGCUCUAUCAUGAAGGGUGGGGCCGUGGCUGCUGAUGGACGCAUCGAGCCAGGAGAUAUGCUCCUACAGGUAAAUGAGAUCAACUUUGAGAACAUGAGUAAUGACGAUGCGGUCCGGGUACUGCGGGAGAUUGUGCACAAACCAGGGCCCAUCACCUUGACUGUAGCCAAGUGCUGGGACCCAAGUCCACGUGGUUGCUUCACAUUACCCAGGAGUGAGCCCAUCCGGCCCAUUGACCCCGCAGCCUGGGUCUCCCAUACUGCAGCCAUGACUGGCACCUUCCCUGCCUAUGGCAUGAGCCCUUCCCUGAGCACCAUCACCUCCACCAGCUCUUCCAUCACCAGCUCCAUCCCUGACACAGAGCGCCUAGAUGACUUCCACCUGUCCAUCCACAGUGACAUGGCCGCCAUCGUAAAAGCCAUGGCCUCCCCUGAAUCCGGGCUGGAGGUCCGUGACCGCAUGUGGCUCAAGAUUACUAUCCCCAACGCUUUCAUCGGCUCAGAUGUGGUGGACUGGCUGUACCACAACGUCGAAGGCUUCACUGACCGGCGAGAGGCCCGCAAGUAUGCCAGCAACCUGCUGAAAGCUGGUUUCAUCCGCCACACUGUCAACAAGAUCACCUUCUCCGAGCAGUGCUACUACAUCUUUGGCGACCUCUGUGGCAACAUGGCCAACCUCUCCCUCCACGAUCAUGAUGGCUCCAGCGGUGCCUCUGAUCAGGAUACACUGGCCCCUCUGCCGCAUCCGGGGGCCGCCCCUUGGCCCAUGGCUUUUCCUUACCAGUACCCGCCUCCCCCGCACCCCUACAAUCCACACCCAGGUUUCCCGGAGCUGGGGUACAGCUAUGGCGGGGGCAGCGCCAGCAGUCAGCACAGUGAAGGCAGCCGGAGCAGUGGCUCCAACCGCAGCGGCAGCGACCGGCGGAAGGAGAAGGGCGAAGCCGGGGACUCGAAGUCCGGCGGCAGCGGCAGCGAGUCGGACCACACGACCCGCAGCAGUCUGCGGGGGCCGCGGGAGCGGGCACCCAGCGAGCGCUCGGGUCCUGCCGCCAGCGAGCACAGCCACCGCAGCCACCACUCGCUGGCCAGCAGCCUGCGCAGCCAUCACACGCAUCCGAGCUAUGGCCCCCCUGGAGUGCCCCCUCUCUACGGCCCCCCCAUGCUGAUGAUGCCCCCACCGCCCGCGGCCAUGGGCCCCCCGGGAGCCCCUCCUGGCCGCGACCUGGCCUCCGUACCCCCUGAACUGACCGCCAGCAGACAGUCCUUCCGCAUGGCCAUGGGAAACCCCAGUGAGUUCUUUGUGGAUGUGAUGUGAGCAGGGCCCCUCCCCCACUUCCAUCCCACCCCGCCCUGGGCCGGCUGCGUCCCUCUCUCCGUCCGUCUUUUUUACUUUGAUACCUGAAAGGGAAAUAAACGGAACUAAAUCCAGGCGCGCUAACUGCUCGCUGGGUGCAGCCAGGGAGGGGUGCACUCACUGAUCCCCACUGCAGCCCUUAACCUGCCACCGCCCCAGCUUGUCCCUCUGCCCACUAACCGCUGCGCAGGACUUCCUAGGAUCCUUCAUGUCCCAGCGACCCGACUUGCUGGUGCUGCUCCUUACUCCUCUCCCUUCUAUCUCCCUCUCCCUACAACAACAUAUACAUACUUAAGGAAUUGACCCCAUCAGUGCCCUUGAGUGCCUGCAGACCCCUAAACCCCGCUUUCCCCCCUCCUUCCCUCACCCUCAGUUCCUUAUCACCAUUCAUUCCAGGUGCAUCAUCUGCAUCAUCCCUCUAUUAAUGGCAUCGCCUCAAGCAUGUGUGCCAUCUCUUGACUUUUCCCCUUUCAUACUGACACAAAAAACAGACUUGCUUCAUCUGCCCCUACUCCUAACUGUCCCUGGCUUGCUGCCUCAGUCUUGACCCCUAGAGGUGUAGUCUCCUCCAGUAACCAUCCACAUUAACCUUGCCUGUGUUCGGCCUUAGCAGAAGCCCAGGGGACCCCCUCGGUUGCCUGAGCUGCUAGUGGAUUCCAGAGAACCUCUCUACUCUAUGCCCAUACCUCUCCCUCCCCUCCCAUGCCUGCUUUGUGUGCUGGUUCCUUCAGACCCCUAACCUACUAACCAGCAGGCUCAUCUCACUUCUGAGCCUGAAACAUUUCUUUUCUUUCUUUUUUCCUCCCCCAAUUUUUCCUGGGCCUGGAGCAGCCAAGAAUUUCGGGCUGUUCGACUUUCUGUGAGCCCCCUACUCUGCGAGGGGAGGCCCAGCCUCCGAGGAGACCAGGAGCCCUGCUUCAGCAGCCCCUCAGAACUUCCCAAGGAUAUUCAGCCCCCACACCCCACAAUCAACACAUGUUGAGUCACUAGGCUUCCGGGGAGUGCUCCAGCCUCUGACCCAUGUGUGAAAGACUCUGUUCCCCUUCCCCCCAGAGAGCUAACACACAGACUCUCUGUCUUCUACACACACACACCUAUGCAAGUUCACUUAAGCCUAAGGGCCGGUCCCUGACCAGAGGGCUGGACCCUCUCUCCUAGUCAUCUCCCAAGAGGUUGUGGGGCUGGUCCCCUGACUUCUAUCACUUUCCUCAUAGCCCUCAAACCUUCCACACAUGUCUUCCUAUCUGGAUAAAGCCCAUAAGCUGGGUCUCAGGUUGGGCUUAGCACAGGAUUUCCCCAGGCAACUGUUCUCAUCCUGCCCCCACCCCCCACACCUUUCCCCAUUUUCACAAUCACCAUGAUAACCCAGAGCGAGGUUGGGCAGGGGGACUUCUGGGACUUCCAGACAGAAUGCCAAGUUUUGUUUUUAUCUUAUUCUCUCCUUUAAGCAGAUCAUGACUUUCUCUAUAAGCCUCUUCUGUAAAUUCUGGCUCACCUAGACUUCCAUACACAUAGGACUGGAGUGUCAAGAGUAAGAUGAAGUCUUAAGCUUCAGGCUUUGGGGCAAAGCGGGAUAGGGGCAUUUUGGCAUUCAUUGAUUUAA